Sorex fumeus (smoky shrew) is the source of this 1659-nucleotide messenger RNA. It is a transcript of the gene PEF1, whose product is annotated as penta-EF-hand domain containing 1. The transcript has 5 exons. The coding region runs from base 96 to 971 and encodes 291 amino acids. Gene Ontology annotation, biological process: COPII vesicle coat assembly. NCBI's taxonomy places the organism in Eukaryota, Metazoa, Chordata, Mammalia, Eulipotyphla, Soricidae. The record is from RefSeq and is a predicted model, not a curated record. Gene Ontology annotation, molecular function: calcium ion binding.
UCAAUCGGAAAGGGAGGACUCGCCCCGAGCUCCAGCGAGAGGCGGGUUUGAGGCCAAGAAGCCCCGCCCCCGUGACGUGUAACGUCAGAGUCGCCAUGGCUAGCUAUCCGUACGGGCAGGGCUGCCCCGGUGCUGGUGCUCCAGGACAAGCGCCUGGAGCCCCUCCGGGUGGCUACUACCCUGGUACCCCCCAUGGCGGAGGGCAGUACGGCAGUGGGGUGCCCCCUGGUGGCGGUUAUGGAGGAGGUCCUGCCUCAGGAGGGCCUUACGGACCACCCGCCGGUGGAGGACCCUAUGGACACCCCAACGCGGGGGGACUCCCCUCUGGAACUCCAGGAGGUCCUUACGGUGGUGCGGCCCCAGGAGGCCCUUAUGGACAGCCCCCUCCGAAUUCCUACGGAGCACAGCAUCCUGGGCCUUACGGACAGGGCCCUCUUCCAGGUAACGCCCCUCCCAACGUGGAUCCUGAGGCUUACUCUUGGUUCCAGUCAGUGGAUGCCGAUCACAGUGGCUACAUCUCCAUCAAGGAGCUGAAGCAAGCGCUGGUCAACGGCAACUGGUCCUCGUUCAAUGAUGAGACAUGUCUCAUGAUGUUAAACAUGUUUGACCAGACCAAGUCAGGCCGCAUUGACGUCUACGGUUUCUCAGCCCUGUGGAAGUUCCUCCAGCAGUGGAAGAACCUCUUUCAGCAGUAUGACCGGGACCACUCAGGCUCCAUCAGCUACACGGAGCUGCAACAAGCUUUGUCCCAAAUGGGCUACAACCUGAGUCCCCAGUUCACCCAGCUCCUGGUCUCCCGCUACUGCCCGCGCUCUGCCAACCCUGCCAUGCAGCUCGACCGCUUUAUCCAGGUGUGCACCCAACUGAAGUUGCUGACUGAGGCCUUCCGGGAGAAGGACACAGCCGUCCAGGGCAACGUCCGGCUCAGCUUCGAGGAUUUCGUCACCAUGACCGCAUCUCGGAUGCUCUGAGUCAGCCCACCGUGGAGAACGCCCAGGAGAGUGCCCAGGGCCUCUCCUGGUGCCACCUCCCUUCUCCUCCUUCCCCUACAGAAAAAGAUUCUCCCUUGCCCGAUGCCCGCUGAUCCCAGAGAGGCUGGCAGCCCUGCAUGGACCUGGGCUGCACCCACCUGGGAAGGGCCUGGCUGCAGACUGGAAGUUGGUGUCCAGUUUGGACAGCCUGGAGCAUGUCCUCGGCACCAAGAAGAGCAGGUGCCAGUUGGGGCAGUGGGUCCCUCUGACUAGACCCGGCUUCUAGCCACCUAGGCCAGUGGUGAGUGUCCGUCUUUCCCACGAGUACCCGUGUCCCCUCGCCCAUGCCGCCCAUUACGGGACUAUCCCGUGGGUUUCUCCAAGGGAGAAUCUGACCUCGCGCCAGGGAGCUUGUCCUUUCCAUCCCCCAUCCGGGUGUUUUGUCUUCUAGCUGCCCGGGGCUCCUCGGCUCAGGGAACUUGAGCCAUCUGCUCUGCUCUCUGGGCAUCUCUGCUCUGACCUUCUGCAGGUCGAACCCUUCACUUGCAGCCAUUCUUUGCUCGGCUUCUGUCCCCAGGGGACAGUUGUCACCUCCGACUGCCAAGGCUUUUUUUUUUUAAUUUGCAUUUUGUUUCUGGGGCCAAAAGUUCAAUAAAACCGUAAGCGUCAAUAAAUGGAUAAAACUCCA